AUGGAAAUUAAUCGAUAAGACAUAUAUGUACCUUUAAUCAUGAAUGUUAAAAACGAAUGUGUCCAAAUUGUUAAUAUGCUCAUUAAUAAAUUGUUCCUGAAGGUAAAAUUAUUCAAAUUACAAAAUUUUUUAUUGAAGUGAUGGAUUCUGCUAAAUUAUAAUUAUGAUUCUAAGAUUGAAGAUAAUAUUGAUAUAUAAAUGAAAAAGAACUUGAAAACAAUUUUGGAUUACUAUUAGAAUUUGUCACAGAAAGCACAAGAAAAUUUUACUUAUAUAUUCGGGGAAAUCAGAUAAAGAGAGUUCUUUUGGUUAAAUUUUUAAUAUUGA
This is a messenger RNA of Paramecium octaurelia, 327 nucleotides long. Lineage: Eukaryota; Ciliophora; Oligohymenophorea; Peniculida; Parameciidae. The record is from the annotation of a GenBank genome assembly.